AAUUUGAUUUCAAUUUAAUUUCAAUUUCAACAUUUGACUACUUGUUAGAAAGGUUAGGUAGAAUUAAAAUUUUCGCAAAAUAUUCUUUAUACUUUAUAAAUAUUCGUAGAAAUGAUUUAUAUAUCAAGACUUUAAAAGAAUAUUUACAUUUGAAAUCAUUAGAUAAAAUGGAAACAGAAGAUGACGACGAAGAUGGAGAUCCAGAUUUUCGUUCAAGAAAUUACCACGAAAAUUGGGAAUAUCAUCUAUCUUCAUUUUUAAUGACCUGUCAAAAUGUUGAAGAAAUUAAAGUGAUUCUAGAUUUAAAGAUCGAAAACUUUUCCUAUCAAAAAGUUUUCGAAACUGCCGUUGAUGAAGAUAACUUUUUAGUUUUUAAAUUCAUCAUGGACAACUAUAAAAAUUUUAGAGAACAAGACCUUUAUUUGGAACCUUUAGACCUUUAUUCAAUUUUUGAAUCCCAACUCUACUUUUUAAAAUAUGCAGUCGAAAAUCAUCCUGACCAAGUAGAACUCUUUUUCAGUCACUAUUGCCCAGAACCCGAUCAUUUCCAUUGGUUCACCGAUUUUAAAAUAGCAGAAUUAUUAAUGAAACAUUUUCCAAAAUACUUUUUUAUAAAUCUUUCUGUUUGUGUAAAACUUGUGCAAUACCGUAAUUUUAAUGUCUUCAGAUAUUAUCAUCAAAAAGGAUAUUUAAAUAAUGUCGAUUUCAAUGAUGAUUUUUUUUCUUUAGUUAAAUAUUCAAAAGAUUUCAAAAAUUUCGAAUUUUGUUGAAAAUAAAUAAUAAAAAUUUUAAAUAUUAUUAUGUU
Molecule: messenger RNA, 805 nt
Organism: Dictyostelium purpureum
Lineage: Eukaryota; Evosea; Eumycetozoa; Dictyosteliales; Dictyosteliaceae
Exons: 1
Coding region: 168-770 (200 amino acids)
Source: RefSeq, a predicted model, not a curated record